Molecule: messenger RNA, 3591 nt
Organism: Danio aesculapii
Lineage: Eukaryota; Metazoa; Chordata; Actinopteri; Cypriniformes; Danionidae
Product: NEDD4-like E3 ubiquitin-protein ligase WWP1
Exons: 25
Coding region: 200-2857 (885 amino acids)
Biological process (GO): ubiquitin-dependent protein catabolic process
Molecular function (GO): ubiquitin protein ligase activity; protein binding
Source: RefSeq, a predicted model, not a curated record
UCCUCCUCUGCCGGUGGGCGGAGCUUGAGUCUCAGUUGACUUCAGUAAGUUUGAGCCGCAGACCCGCAGCUGCCGCGUCUGUGAAUCAUGGCUCGCAGUGACGGCUGAGGAUCAGUGGCGUCUUUCACACACACACUUCUGACUGGAGUGUGUUCUUCCAGGUCCUGUAGUGGAUGGAGUGUGUCGUGUGUGUGUGGUCAUGGCCACCGGCUGCUCCAGGAGCGACUGCAGCAUUAGCACAGAGCUGCACGCCGUUGUUUCAUGUGCCAAACUCAAGAGGAAGAAGAACUGGUUCGGGACGGCCGUCUAUGUGGAAGUGACGUCAGACGGAGAGAGCCGGAAAACCGCCAAAUCCCACUGUGUGUCCAGCCCUAAGUGGGAGGAGCGGCUGACGCUGAAUAUAGCUCCACACGCACCGCUGGAGUUCCGGGUCUGGAGUCAUCACGCUCUCAAGGCAGACACACUGCUGGGUCGAGCCGCACUGGACCUGAUUGGGACACUCCGCAAACAUGACGGCAAAUUGGAGAAUGUGCGGGAGGUGCUGCCUCUGACUGCGGACGGGAAGCACGGCGUCGUGUCCACCGGAGAACUCACAGUGUUCCUGGAUGGGCUCUCGCUGGACCCGCAGCUCCUGCACAGCGCUAACACACCCACCGCCAGCAAAGUCCACCAGAAUGGAGACGCUCUUCAUGAGAACACAGACGACAGCUCUGCACGGCCUCAGCACAGGUCUGUGAAUGGCUCAGACGGAGCUGAGAAUGAAGCUCCGCCCACCUCCUCUGCCAGCAGUGAGUGCAGACCCUCCCCCCUCCUCAAUGGAGACAGAGACUCCUCCCCUUCACACCAGAGCCCCAGCCCUAAGGCCACACCCUCAGCACAGGCCCUGCCCUCAGGACAGGCCACGCCCCCAGAACAGGCCUCCAGCAGUGCAGCCAUGAACGGCGAGGCCAGUGAGUCUGCGUGUGCGGGUGAGAGUGCCGCGGCUGAUGCUCCCUGCAGCUCCUCUUCCUCUCCUGCAGGUGGAGCCGCCGCUGCACACACACUCUCUGCAGCGGACACACACACACCUGCUGCCCCCAGCACACCUGCACCUGACGGAGGAAAACCAGCACAGCAGCAGCCCACAGGCGGAGCGGAGCCACUGCCACCCGGCUGGGAGCAGAGGAAGGAUCCUCAUGGCAGGACGUAUUACGUGGAUCACAACACAAGAACGACAACCUGGGAGAGACCGCAGCCGCUGCCACUGGGCUGGGAGCGCCGGGUGGAUAACCGCGGCCGCAUCUAUUACGUGGACCACAACACGCGCACCACCACCUGGCAGCGGCCCACCAUGGAGUCCGUGCGCAACUUCGAGCAGUGGCAGUCUCAGCGCAGCCAGCUGCAGGGGGCCAUGCACCAGUUCAACCAGAGAUACCUGUACUCGGCCUCCAUGAUGUCCGCUGAGAAUGACCCUCUGGGGCCGCUGCCGCCCGGCUGGGAGCGCCGCGUGGACACCAAUGACCGCGUCUACUUCGUCAAUCAUAACACGAAGACCACGCAGUGGGAAGAUCCGCGCACACAGGGGCUCCAGAACGAGGACCCGCUCCCCGAGGGCUGGGAGAUCCGCUACACCCGCGAGGGCGUCCGCUACUUCGUGGACCACAACACCCGCACCACCACCUUCAGCGACCCGCGCACCGGCAAAUCCGCUGUCACUAAAGGUCCACAAAUUGCGUACGAGCGGAGCUUCAGAUGGAAACUGGCUCACUUCCGUUAUCUGUGUCAGUCCAACGCUCUGGCCAGCCAUGUAAAGAUCACGGUGUCCCGACAGACUCUGUUUGAGGACUCCUUCCAGCAGAUCAUGAACUUUAAGCCAUAUGACCUGCGGAGGCGUCUGUAUGUGAUCUUCAGAGGAGAGGAGGGACUGGACUACGGAGGCCUUGCACGGGAGUGGUUCUUUCUCCUCUCCCACGAGGUGUUGAACCCCAUGUACUGCCUCUUCGAGUACGCCGGCAAGAGCAACUACUGCCUGCAGAUCAACCCAGCGUCCACCAUCAACCCAGACCACCUGUCCUACUUCUGCUUCAUCGGCCGCUUCAUCGCCAUGGCGCUCUUCCACGGUAAGUUCAUCGACACCGGCUUCUCUCUGCCGUUCUACAAGCGAAUGCUGAGCAAGAAGCUGAUCCUGAAGGACCUGGAGUCCAUCGACCCAGAGUUCUACAACUCCCUGAUCUGGAUACGAGAUAAUAACAUCGAGGAGUGUGGGCUGGAGAUGUUCUUCUCGGUGGACAUGGAGAUUCUGGGGAAGAUCAGUUCACACGACCUGAAGGAGGACGGAGCCAACGUGCAGGUGACGGAGGAGAACAAGGAGGAGUACAUCGGGCUGAUGGCGGAGUGGCGUUUCUCUCGUGGUGUGGAGUCUCAGACUAAAGCGUUUCUGGACGGCUUUAAUGAGGUGGUGCCGCUGCAGUGGCUGCAGUACUUUGAUGAAAAGGAGCUGGAGGUGAUGCUUUGCGGGAUGCAGGAGGUGGAUCUGCAGGACUGGCAGAGGAACACUGUGUAUCGCCACUACACACGCAACAGCAAGCAGAUCAUCUGGUUCUGGCAGCUGGUGAAGGAGGUGGACAAUGAGGUGCGUCUGCGUUUAAUGCAGUUUGUGACGGGCACCUGCAGACUCCCUCUGGGCGGCUUCGCAGAGCUCAUGGGCAGUAACGGGCCGCAGAAGUUCUGCAUAGAGAAGGUGGGCAAGGACACCUGGCUGCCCCGCAGUCACACCUGCUUUAACCGUCUGGAUCUGCCGCCGUAUAAGAGCUUCGAGCAGCUGAAGGAGAAGCUGCUGUUCGCCAUCGAGGAGACGGAGGGCUUCGGGCAGGAGUGACCCCUGACCCCGGCGCAUCGGCCAAGUACAACACAAGCGUGACCCUGGCACAGGUGAUCAGCGAUGUACAUAAGCUACUGUCAUUUUAAACCAAAUGUUUCUCUGGGCGAGCUGCGGGCGAGCGCUCCGUCACGGACUCCUCAUGAAUAUGCAAGCGUCUCCACUUCUCUGAUCCCUCCUCUGGCUCCGCCUCCAGCUGCUUCCUUCAUCCGCCGGUUUUUAAGAUGAGUCAUAGAGCAGUUACAGUAGAGUCAGCGACGGCUCUAGUUUUAUAGAGCUGCUGACGAGUAUAGAGUCUGCUGUCGGACACACUUCUGCUAGACAAGCGCUUGCAUGGCUGCCUGCAGAGCCAGAACACACACACACACACACACACACAUCUGCAGAGACAGAAUACACACACACACACACAUCUGCAGAGACAGAAUACACACACACACACACACACAGACACAUCUGCAGAGACAGAAUACACACACACACACACACACACACAUCUGCAGAGACAGAAUACACACACACACACAGUUCUAUGUCCCACAUAUCUCUGCAGUGUUGCCGUGGUGACCCAGUCGUCCUGUAGGGGCGCUGCAGUGUUGCCGUGGUGACCCCGCGGGGGCGCUGCUCCUGCACUUCAUCAUUUCUGUGGCCUUUGACCGUCAGCAGUGGGAAACUGUGUCCAUCAUCAUCAUCAUCAUCAUCUUCAUCUUUCAUAUUAAAACAUGUUUAAAUCA